Molecule: messenger RNA, 1427 nt
Organism: Linum trigynum
Lineage: Eukaryota; Viridiplantae; Streptophyta; Magnoliopsida; Malpighiales; Linaceae
Source: the annotation of a GenBank genome assembly
GUAUCCAACUUUUACCCAAGUUGGAAUGUGUAUCCGCAAUAACGGAGGCGGGCGAGUUCUCAAACGAGCACAGCUCAUGGGAGUUGAAUCCACCCUCCCUACCUGAAACUCUUUGCCACCACCGGCAGAUCGAGAUUCAUUUUGAGUCCAUAAUCGCCGCCAUGGACGACCGAUCAAAGGAGCUCGAGAGGAAACAGAGCGAGCUGCUGGAGAUGGCUCGAGAGGCGAAGAGGAACUGAGGUUACUGGAGCUGGACUCGAGAGAGAAGGAGAUCACAGAAAUGCGGGAACUAAUCAAGUCGAGGAAUGAUUUCGAGGCCGAGAAGGAGUCGGUUCAGAGGAAGCUGAGAGAGCUCAGGAAAGAGAAGAGCAACUCGAGACGCUAGGGAACUACAUCGAGGAAAGAAGGAUUAGGGUUAGAGCUAGUGAGCUCGAGGUGGAGAGGAGACGGAAAGCAGUGAAGGCGAAGGAGAAGAAAAUCAAAUGGAGGUGUGAUAAUUUGGGAUCUAGAGAGGGAGAACUGAUAGCUAGGGAAGAAAGGAUUCAAGAACUGGAAUCAAUAAUCCGAGAUUAUGAGCGAAGUUUGGGUCAGCUCGAGGUGAAAUGCAAGGAGCCUGAGUUGAUGCUGGAGCUAGGGCAGAUGGAGGUCAAGGUUGUUGGAGGGUUUGGUGACGAGGUUAGACAGAAGGCAAGUAAGCAGUGUAAUGGUAAGAACAAGUCGAAGGAGAAGAAGCGGUUGGACUACAAUGAUGUCUUCAACUUAGCUUCUUUGAAGAAUGAUCCCAGGAUCGAGAGGAAGCAGGUAAUACAUAGGUUACAGAGUUUGCUGGAAGAGCAACAGAAGCAGAGGUAUGCUGAUUCAAUUGCUGAGUUGAUUAAGAAAAUAAGUGAACGAAAUGAAGAUAAUGGAUCGGAGUGCAAUGCUGUGAAGAUCCGGCCUAUUGUGUUAGCCUCCUCUGCCAAGGAAAAAGAGCCAAUCGCGAAGGAUCCAACAAAGCUUCAUCCUGCAGAGAAGUAGUAAGAUGCACUAGACGGUAAUCGAGUGGGGUCAAAGGAUGCUGUUGGGGCGUCGUCAUUUCUGUACUUGGGAGAUAUGGGUUCUUUUGAAAACCAUAUUCAGGAUGGCAAUGGUUCUCUUGAUGUGCACAGAGGGCAAUCGGAUAUGGUUACAGAGAAGGAGCCGGGAUGUGUAGAAGAGCUUGAUUUGCAGAACGAGCAAUUGGAUAUGGUGGUGGAGAGUUCUUGUGGGAUUGAACAGAAUGAAUUGGCAUGUGCAGAAGGGAAGAUCAUUUCAAGCCAUCAGUUACACGAAAGGUUUGAGUUGAUGAGGAAGCAGGCCUCAGAGACUCGGAGCUUGGCUGGGAAGCGAAUGAGGAAGAGCCACAUGAAUCCAGUUGACCUGUUUUUCAACAAAAGCAACAACAGUGG